Messenger RNA from Parasteatoda tepidariorum (common house spider), 1027 nucleotides. Its product is annotated as low-density lipoprotein receptor-related protein 12. Lineage: Eukaryota; Metazoa; Arthropoda; Arachnida; Araneae; Theridiidae. Gene Ontology annotation, molecular function: protein binding. The record is from RefSeq and is a predicted model, not a curated record.
AAACACACACACUUUUUGAUAUCGUGAAUAAAUAACGCUGGUUGUACAAAGACAGAUACGAAAUUUCACGUUGAUCUUAACAAUGUCAGGCUUUUUAUAAUAAAUAAAUCAUGAAAUAUGUUUAUUUUCUUCUCAUUUUCUAUUUUGUGACCGACAGUUGGAACAAAGUACUUGGUGUUAUUUAUAUGGAAGACAUCUGUGCUCUAAAUCCAACUCAGUCCAUUACAUUAGCAUCAUCGGGAUAUCUAAAAGCUACAAGAGGCUCUACGUAUUUCGUCGGAAGGAACUGCAAUUUUAUUUUUUCGUCUAAUGAUAAUAUCAUAAUAAGUAUAAAGAAAAUCAACUUCAGACCUGGCUGCAAAGAUUAUCUCAAAAUAACUGAUGAUACAAAGCAAGUAGCUCUUUGUGGGUCUAAAAAUGAAUAUGACUCUAACAUGCAAUAUUUUGGAGAAAAAAUAUAUAUCAACUAUUAUACUGAAGAUGGUGGCAUUGAUCCAUAUGGUUACGAUGGAUUUCAUUUGUUGUAUACUUUAAGCGAAAAAAAGUACGCUCAGUGUGACAAGUCUCAUAAAUUUCAGUGUCAUAAUGGAUAUUGUAUAAGCAAUCGUUUUGUUUGUGACGGAAAUAAUCAUUGUGGGGAUUUCAGUGACGAGCAAAGUUGCAGUAGAAGUGGAUUUGUUGUAUUUAUCGCUUUAUUUCUUGUUGUUGUCAUGGGUCUAGUGGCUGGAUUUUGUAUAUCGAUGGCUUUAACAGCCAUUUUAACUAGUGGGUUAAUAAAACUGCAGUGGAAUGGAAAUCCAAUUAGUUUGACACGCACUCAUCCAAGAACCGAAUCAAAUCGAUUCUGAAGAGGGAAUCGCAUGAAGCUACAAGUUCAAUUCGGGGCAAUAUUUAUAUUUAUUGAGAGUUUUAAUGACUUCUUUUUUUAUAACACUUUAUGCAUACUAAAAUAUCAUCUCUUCAAAAUGUAGCAUUAAACUUCAUGUAUUUCUUUAUUUUCUGUAUCCAAAUAAAAAGUUUAAAAGAA